Closterium sp. NIES-65 is the source of this 8943-nucleotide messenger RNA. Lineage: Eukaryota; Viridiplantae; Streptophyta; Zygnematophyceae; Desmidiales; Closteriaceae. The record is from the annotation of a GenBank genome assembly.
AUGUCAGGUCGUACAUUCAUGUUGCUCCUAGCGCUGGUCCUCGUAGGUGUCCCGUCCUGCCUGGCGGCACCGGGCCCAGGGUACGACGCGUCGUUCAGCCGGCACUUCCGCCUGCCGGCCUUCUGCAACGGCACCUACUGCAACAUCGGGCCGGACGGCACCGUCUCGCUCACUGCCGCCCAUAACAAAAUGGGAGCAUUCGAGUCGAAGAGCUACUACCAGUACGGCAUUUUCGAGGUGAAGAUGAAGCUUCCGCCAGGGUACUCGGGCGGGCUCAUCCCGUGCAUCUAUCUGAUCUCGGGCGAGGGCCUGGACUACCGCGACAUCCAUGACGAGAUGGACUUUGAAUUCCUCGGGUGGAGCGACCCUAAACAGAUCAAAAUCCACACCAACGCCAUCGCUGGCGGGUACACCAACGUCGAACAGUACAAGUUCGCGUUCGACCCGUCGGCGGACUUCCACACGUACACCAUGGUCUAUGCGCCCAACUGGCUUGUGUGGAAGAUUGACGGCAAGCCCAUCCGCAUCACCUGGCGCGAACCGGGCAAGCCCUUCCCCUCGCUUCCCAUGAAGAUCAUGGACCUUCCACAAGCCACUCUCACCGCUCCUCUCCCUUCCCCGCACCCACCCUACCGUCGGCUUGCUGGAAAGCAGGGGUCGAUAUGGGACGCAUCCUUUUGGCUGCCGUUCAAGAGCGACUACUCCAAGGGCAACGUGACAGUCAAGUUCCGCCGCUUCGACCUCAAGGACGCCUGCCGCUCCGUAGAUCCCAAGGUCGCGCCUGCUUGCGCUUUCCGCAAAGAUGCGCGCAAAGGCAGCGCCCACUGGCGCCACGUUGAGGCGCAGUCGCGCCAUUCCCCCGAACCGUCGCAGCCCGCGCGGAGGGCCAGCGGGGAGGCGGAAGGGAAAAACGUGGGGGAAGGGGAACCCCGCGCUGUUUAUGGGGCCGCAGCGUGGAGAUGGGGCGGGGGAGAGGACGGGGAAGCACAUGGCGGAAAGGAUGUUAGUGGCGGAAGGGAAGGGGAAAGGAUAGCUGCGGAGAGAAAUGUGCGCGACAGCGAGGGGGAAGCAGGGGCGGGCGAGCGGGUUGAGCGGGUGGGAAUGGGGAUAGGGAUGGGGUUGGGAGCGAGGGGGAGGGCUGGAGGGAAGAGCGGGGGAGCGCGAGGUAGUCGGGAAGGGGACGCGGCGACAAUGGCAUGGGGGGAGGCGGCAGCGUGGGGAGGGGUGAUGGUGCACCGCGCGCAGUGGCACUCCAACAGACAGCGAAAGGGCGCGCAGGGGGACGGCGGGCAGGGGGGAAGCAGGCAGGCGGGCGGCGGAUGGAGAGAGGCGGGAGUGGCCAGCGCGAACGGGGGCGCGGGCGCGGGCGCGGCGGAGAUGACGGUCAGCGCGGAAGCUGCCGGCGUGACUGCGGGAGCGGAUGCAGCUGUGCCUAAUGGGGCGGAUGGGGCGGAUGGGGUGGUGGAGGCGGAGAGGGGCGGGGCGAUGGCGCACCACUCUGUGUGGCGCACCCAUGGCGGGGCGGGGGACGCCGAGGGGGGCGGGCGAGUGGUGGAAGCGGAGAGGAAUGAUGGGGAAGCGCGAGGGAGCGAUGGGAGGAGGGGCGAUGGGCGGGCAGGCGAUGGGCGGGCAGGCGUGUCUGGUAGUGCAGUGGCAGCAGGUGAGAUGAGGGGCGGACACGAUGAUGCGGGAGGGGAUGGUCGGAUGCCCCAUGCGCCACUGCACCAGCCGCUGCACGAGCGUACAUCCCCGGGUGAGGGUCCUCCUCUCCCCAUUGAACUCUCCGCCUCUGCUGCGGGUGGCGGCGAUGGAGCCUCGGGAAUGGGAGGAAGAGAGGUGGGGAACGCGGAGGAGGUUGCUGGGCUGGUGGCAAGGCCAGGAAGACAUGCGGAGAGGGGAGAUCGAGAUGGAGGAGGGGGAGGGGGCGACGAGGGGAGGCGAAAUAGAGGAGGCGGAAUGAGUGGCGAGGGGAGGAGCAGCCCUUGGGUGCACCACACGACGAUGCAUCAUGAGCGGUUGCAGGGCGGCGAGAGUAAGGAGGAUCAGCAGCAGCAGGCAGGGGAGGGGGUCGGUGCCGGUGAUGCAAUCGGUGAGGGUGGGGGGCGCACGGAAUGGGCGGGGCACGGGAGGUGGCACGUGCAUGGUGCAGUGGAGCGCGAUAGUACUCACGGUGAUGCACCCAUGGGCGCUGGGCUGUACUUGCACCCCACCACUCACACACAGCCGGUGCAGCAGAUGCAGCACAUGCAGCACAUGCAGCACACACAACUCGCACAGCAGAAUCAGCAGGUGCAGCAGGAGCAGCACACACAGCAGCAGCAGCAGCAGCAGCAGAAGCAGGAGCAGGGCGGGGAAUGGGCUGGAGGGGUGCAGGUGGCAGAGGUGGGUGACGUGAGGAGGCGAGGAGGAGGCCAUCGCAGCUCAUUCCAGGAGGAGAGCCACUUCCAUGGCAGCACAGAGCACGGGAAGGAUGCAGGCAGUCAGCAGCACGCGAGGGGCGAAGGCGACACACAGCAGGGGGCUGGCGGCGUGGCGUGGGGUACGGAUUUUGUAGGCGGGAGGGAGGAGAGGCGAGGUGAGGUGAGGGGAAGCGGGUACGUGCAUGGCGAGAGGGCGCCGAGGGAGGAGGCGCGGGAGGGGAGGGCGGAGGGGGCAGCCGAGGCAAGGGCCGAGGGUUUGGAUGAAGACACGCGCUGGAUUGUGCAAGAGGGGCAGCAGCACCGACCAGCGCUGCACACGCGGCCAAUGGUGCUGCGGCAGGGUGUGGAGGGGCAUUGGGGGGCGGAGGGGACAGCAGAGGCAUUGGCUCAGGAUGGGGAUAAUGAAGACACGAGCUGGAUUGUGCGAGAGGGGCAGCAGCACCGACCAGCACUGCACACGCAGCCACUGGUGCUGCGACACGGCGUGGAGGUGCACAGCGGGGCGGAGAGCGCAUGGGCGGAGGGUGAGAGCAUGGGGAGCGCGGCAGAGGGGACGGCUAGGCAUGGGGAUGCGGGGGAGGUUGCUGGGAAUCUGCAGAUAAAGCAGCACCGGCCAGCACUGCAUGAGGGGCUGAUGGCGCAGCAGCAUGGCGAGGGGAGUUUCCACAGUGGGGCGGGAGGGGCAGCGCCAAGGCGAGGCGAGGCAGGCAGGCAAGGAGGCGAGGAGGGAUGGGAGGCAGCAGGCGCGGCAGCAGGCGAGGCAGGAGGCGAGGGAGAAGUGGGCGUGAAGGGCGGAGGGCGUGUGGGGCAGAGUGAACGCGUGGAUGGGCGUGAAGAGGCGGAUGUGCUGGUGGCUAGGGUAGGGGAGCUGGGGGAGGUGGCUGGUGAGGGGAGAGUGCGUGACAGCAAGCAAGGGCUGGGUAGCAUGGAUGGGCUGGGCAGAGUUGGUUGGAGCAGGGGUGACAGUGGCGAUGGUGGGCAGGGGACGGCAGCACACCGCAGCGCUUGGCACACAGUGCAUGGAGGGGUUGGUGAGAAGCAUGAGAGGAGUGAGAGGGCAGAGAGGAGUGAGAGGGCAGAGAGGAGUAGGGGAGAGGAGGGGUUGCAGGAGGGGAUGCAGGUGGAUCAGAUUGAUGUGCGGGUUGAGGUGGGCGGUGGGAAGAAGGGGGCGAUGGGACAGGGGCAGUGGCAGCAGCAGCAAGUGGAUGGGGGAGUUGACCUGCUGGCGCCACACCAUGUGUCGCUGCACCAGCAGCACCACGCGCGCCACCACAUCUCCUCCUCUCCGCCCUCCUCCGUGCCCGCAGCCCAUGCCCCGCCCAUCCCCGUCACGCCUCUCACUUCUUUUGCACCCCGCCUCCCUGCUUCCGCCAGCAGCUUCAGCGAUGCAGCCACCAGCAGCAGCAGCAGCAGUGGCAGCAGCAGCAGCAGCAGCAGCAGCAGCAGCAGCAGCAGCAGCAGCAGCAGCAGCAGCAGCAGCAGCAGCAGCAGCAGCAGCAGCAGCAGCAGCAGCAGCAGCAGCAGCAGCAGCAGCAGCAGCAGUGGCGGCAGUGUGAGAUUGGAUGCAGAAGCAGCCGCCGCAGCAGGGGGUGGGGUUGGGGGUGGGGGUGCGGGGAUGAGUGCAGCAGGGGGGAGGAUAGACUGGCAGUCGGUGGAGACGGACAAGCAAGUGCUGCUCAACCUCAAGCUGCACGUGCUUAGUGACCCCUCAGGCACGUUGGAUAACUGGAAUCCAAAGGACCCCACCCCCUGCUCCUGGACUGGCGUACAGUGUAACCCCUUCUCACAGCAGGUGGUGGGUCUAGACCUCUCAGCAGCGUCGCUCCAGGGUGACUUGGCCUUUCAGGACCCGCCUCUGGGCGCGCUCACAUCACUGCAGCGCCUGCAGCUGGCCGACAACCUCUUCUCGGGCUCCAUCCCCGACUCGCUUUCUUCUAUCCGCAGCCUGCAGGUGUGUGCGACUGUGUGUUUCUGUGUAUUCCUGCUGGAUGGCAACAAAGGGCUCUCUGGGUCAUUGAGUCCUGCUGUGCUGGGCGCACUGCCGUCCCUGCAGGUGAUCUCAGCUCGAGGCUGCAGCUUCAGCGGCUUCCUGCCGCCUGCUCUCGGCUACGCGCCGCGCCUGCAAUCAUUGGAUCUGGGCGGCAACCAGCUGGCGGGCGGCAUACCGCCCACGUGGGGGCAGAUGGGCAGCUUGACCUCUCUGGUGAUGGACGGCAACCAGCUGUCUGAAAGCAUCCCCUCCGCCCUCAACGGGCUGUCGGCUCUGCAGAGGCUGGAUGUAAGCAGCAACGGGCUCAGCGGCACCAUCCCAACCCUCAAUGGGCUCACAGCGCUCACCGCUCUCAACCUCUCUGCAAACCAGCUCUCCGGACCCAUUCCCACCGACGGCGUCCUAGGAAGUUUCCCACCCUCUUCCUUUGCCGGCAACCCUGGCCUCUGCACUGGGAACUGCGCCUCUCCCCCUGCUGUCCGCCCUCCCCCUACCAUUGCUCCCCCCAUCUUCCCCCCGCCUACGCUCUUCCCCCUGCCCGUCCCCAUGGCCCCUCUCCCCCCGCUCUCCCCUCCCCCACCCCCUUAUGUUGAGCCUCCGCCCUACAGUCCUCCCAUUCCGCCCCCAAUUCGCUCCCCCCCACCUGCUCCUCGCCCCCCUCCCCUCUCCCCCCGCUCUCCCCCCCGCUCCCCCCCUCGCUCUCCCCCACUCCCCCCUUCCCUGCGCCCUCCUCCCAUUCCCCCCAAGCCGCCCUCCUUAAGGCCCCCUCCCAUCCCACCCACUCUCCCGCCCUUCCCACCCCCUGCCUCCCCCAAACCGCCCCCUCCUCUCUUGAAGCCGCCCUCCCCUCCUCACUCCCCCCCCCCCCCGCCCCCCUCCCGUUCCGCCCCGUUUGCCCCCUCCCUUUCCCCCUCCCGUUCCCCCUCCCGUGCCCCCUCCUGUUCCUCCACCCAGCCCCCCUCUUUCCCCUCCUCGCCCUCCUCCACUCCCCCCUCCGCUCCCCCCUCCGCGCCCACCUCCCCGCCCCCCUCCUCACCCCCCUCCUCUCCCUCCGCCUCCCUCGCCUCCCCCAUCCCCCCCACCUCUCCCCCCACCAAGUCCCCCAAGUCCCCCUCCCCGCCCACCCCCUUCUCCCCCGCCCUCCCCUCCUCCCCCAAGCCCACCACCACCCCAACCCCCCCCAUACCCUCCCCCUUCCCCCCCUCCCUCCCCUCCUCCAUCUUCUCCCCCACCAUCCCCGCCAUCACCCCCACCCCCUUCCCCACCUCCCCUCCCCCCAUCCCCUCCCCCGCCACCAUCACCCCCACCAUCCCCCCCAUCUCCCCCUUCCCCCCCUCCGCCUCCCCCAUCACCCCCUUCCCCCCCAUCCAUCUUUGCCCCACCGCAGCUGCUCAACCGCAUGGUGCUGCCAUCCAACACCACCAAGCCCAUGCCACCACGGAAAAUUUCGGGCCCGGGCAGAUGAUGGUGGGCGGGGCGGGGCCGAGCGGGGCAGUGUCGUUUCUGGCUGAGAUGGCGGACGGGGCGGCGGUUUUUGUUGCGAAGCAGCUGCCGCCCCUGCUGGGGGGAGAUGCCGUCAACUUUGUGUUCGAGCACGAGGCACGGCUGCUAUCAGCAGUGCGGCAUGACAACAUUCUGCCGGUGCACGAGGCACGGCUGCUAUCAGCAGUGCGGCAUGACAACAUUCUGCCGGUGGUGGGGUGCUGGGAGGGCGCAGGCGGGUCAGGCGAGGCCAUGCGCGUGCUGCUGUACGACUACAUGCCCAACGGGGACCUUCGGGAGUUCCUAUACGAUGAGCUGGCGUCACGCAAGUCGCUGCAGUGGCCGGUGCGCUUCCGGGUGGCUAUGGGGGUGGCACGCGGCCUCGCCUUCCUGCACAGCGGGGUGGGCGGCGCGGGCGGCAUGGGCGGCGGGCCGAUGGCGCAUGGGGCGGUGCAUCCGGGGAAUGUGCUGCUGGACGGCCGCAUGGAGCCAAAACUUGCCGACAUGGGCGUGGCUCGGAUUGCAUUUGAUACGGAUGAUGUGCAAGUGGCCGAUGAGAUCAUGGGGUACACGCCCCCCGAAUAUUCAGUGGGCCCCACCCCUCCAACCCCAGCCGGCGACGUGUACAGCUUCGGGGUGGUUUUGCUCGAGCUGCUCACAGCGCGCCCGCCAGUGGACCCGGCCUUCACAGACAACGGCACGGGCGACCUCAUAGGGUGGGUGCGCGCCACCAUACAGGCGGGGCAGCCGGGGGAGGCUCUGGAUCCGCGCAUGGCGGACGCGGCGGAGAGUGGCGAUGAGAUGCUGCAGUUCCUCAAGGUGGCGCUGGUGUGCGUUGCUGAGGAUGCGGAUGAGCGGCCGAUGAUGCGCGAGGUGGUGGAGAUGAUGCAGCGACUUACCCACAGCAGCGACUUACCCACAGCAGCGACUUACCCACAGCAGCGACUUACCCACAGCAGCGACUUACCCACAGCAGCGACUUACCCACAGCAUCCGCACUCACCCACAGCAGCGGCACCUUACCCCACAGCAUCCGCACUCACCCACAGCAGCGGCACCUUACCCCACAGCAUCCGCACUCACCCACAGCAGCGGCACCUUACCCCACAGCAUCCGCACUCACCCACAGCAGCAGCACCUUACCCCACAGCAUCCGCACUCACCCACAGCAGCAGCACCUUACCCCACAGCAUCCGCACUCACCCACAGCAGCGGCACCUUACCCCACAGCAUCCGCACUCACCCACAGCAGCGGCACCUUACCCCACAGCAUCCGCACUCACCCACAGCAGCGGCACCUUACCCCACAGCAUCCGCACUCACCCACAGCAGCGGCACCUUACCCCACAGCAUCCGCACUCACCCACAGCAGCGGCACCUUACCCCACAGCAUCCGCACUCACCCACAGCAGCGGCACCUUACCCCACAGCAUCCGCACUCACCCACAGCAGCGGCACCUUACCCCACAGCAUCCGCACUCACCCACAGCAGCGGCACCUUACCCCACAGCAUCCGCACUCACCCACAGCAGCGGCACCUUACCCCACAGCAUCCGCACUCACCCACAGCAGCGGCACCUUACCCCACAGCAUCCGCACUCACCCACAGCAGCGGCACCUUACCCCACAGCAUCCGCACUCACCCACAGCAGCGGCACCUUACCCCACAGCAUCCGCACUCACCCACAGCAGCGGCACCUUACCCCACAGCAUCCGCACUCACCCACAGCAGCGGCACCUUACCCCACAGCACCCGCACUCACCCACAGCAGCAGCAAUACGAUGUCUUCGGGAAGGCCCUGCAGCGACGAGACGUGGUGGAUGUUUGCCACUAUCGAAUCAGUGCAUAACGAGAACAGCCUGGGCGGGGAGGAGCAAGCGGUGGAGGCAGAGGAGGAGGAGGAUAGCGCGGAUGGUGCUGGUCGGACUGCCUCAGACCCCAUGUGCCCCGCUCGUGCUGACUCUCGUGCCACGGCUGCUGAUGGGGGCAUAGGCUCACCGCCAGCUGCUGUGAUUGAUGGCCCUCCUAGGCUCACCACUCGCUCUUCGAUUGAGUCACCUCUGCUUAGAAUCACACUGAACCCGCCGUUUCUCGUCCCCAGCCCUCCCCCCCACCUUCCCCAUUCUGCUCCUCUCACCGAGUUCCCGCCCCCCCUCCCCCUCCCCCUCUCCCCCACCCUCCCCCUCUCUUCCGCCCUCCCCCGCGCUCCCCCUUCUCUCUCACACGGCAGCAUAGCCUCCUCAACCAGCGAUCCCCACGGCGUCACUAUCGCUCGCUUCGCGCUGCUCCCCCGCCCCCUCGCGUCACCUCCGCUUCCGCCACUACCAGCGCUGUGGUUUCCGCCCCGCCUUGCGCUCAUCCUGCUCUCGCCAUCGCCAUCGUCCGCCCAGGGGUUCAGCGGCGAGGGCGUAUUCGCGAAGCGAGAAAAGAAACAACAGAAAAAGCAGCUGAAUCAAGCGCAGCAGCAAGAACAACAGGAGGAGAAGUUACCGAGUAACCACGUGCAGCUGUUCGAUCAAGAGGAGGAGGAGGGCAGCGGAACGGAGCAAGAGAGCAGCGCAGCAGCGACGCGGCCGUUCGUGUACGUGUAUGACCUGGGGAAGCAGCUGACGUCCAAAGUGCUGAAGCUGGAGCUGGAGUGGUACUCGGAGCAGUACGAUUUAGAGAAGCACUUAACGGAGAUGCUUAUGAGGCGUACAGACAACCCCGUGCGCACCAUGGACCCCGAGCAGGCGUCGCUGUUCUUCGUGCCCUUCUACGUGUCGCGCUACCUCUUCUCCUUCUUCCAUAAUGACAAGAAGAACAUGCGGCAGUGCAUCGAGAAGAGCUCACGGGCAUGGACGAAAGUCCUGAAAGCCGUCCGCACCACCUUCCCCUACUUCAACCGCACCAACGGCCGAGAUCACUUUGGCAUCCUGACGCUCGAUCACGGCCGUUGCCACUCGCUCACGUUUGUGGAUCCACGGCUGGUGGGCGAGAUGUUCUUCGUCACGUACAAUGGAGACAAGCUCGUGCGCAGUGACCAUGCUGCUAACGAUCCCAGCAUGCAG